This is a messenger RNA of Olea europaea var. sylvestris, 1440 nucleotides long. Its product is annotated as deSI-like protein At4g17486. NCBI's taxonomy places the organism in Eukaryota, Viridiplantae, Streptophyta, Magnoliopsida, Lamiales, Oleaceae. Gene Ontology annotation, biological process: protein deubiquitination. The transcript is spliced from 5 exons. The coding region runs from base 472 to 1218 and encodes 248 amino acids. Gene Ontology annotation, molecular function: deubiquitinase activity. The record is from RefSeq and is a predicted model, not a curated record.
CUUCAGACGGACACUCGUUUUUGUCCAUCUUCUUUAUCCUGUACUAUUUAUUCUACUACCAACAGUAAUUUGUUUAGUCUCUAACCUGCCUUUUCUAGUCAUUUUACAAAUCUGUGUAGUGUAAAAUUUACCAGGGAUUUGUCAAAGAAACAAUGACUUAAUGUUGCUAAUAAUUCAGACACAGAGAGAGACACUUGCAUCUCGUUCUUUGCAAAAUUAAGCUGAAAGCUUGAUUCUUUAGUCUCUUCUUCAAUGCCAUUCUUCUCCAAAUCUUGCCUUUCUCAUCGAAUUGCAGACUACCAACUCUUUGUCAUGUACAAAUGCACUUGAAUUGCUUAAGUAACAUGCUUAAGCAUAAAAUGAAGGUUCUAGAGAGUACGUAGAUAAUGGGCAGUUAAAGAAAUUACUUAAUCAAGAUAUACAAGAUGCCAUUUGGUCUGGUUUGAUAUACAGUUUCCUUACAGAAGCAACAUGGCAUUAGGAUCCAAAAAAGGGUGGAAAUCAGUAGUUCCCCUCCAUUUGAAAGGAAAAUCAGCUCCGCGGUUUUGGUUAUUCCCCAAAACAAAGUCAGCCAAUUUUGGUCCUGGGAAUACUCCGGUUUAUCUCAAUGUAUAUGACUUGACACCAAUGAAUGGUUAUGUCUAUUGGGCUGGCCUAGGUAUUUUUCACUCUGGUGUGGAAGUUCACGGUGUAGAGUAUGCAUUCGGAGCUCAUGACUAUCCUUCAAGUGGCGUGUUCGAAGUUGAACCCCGACAAUGCCCGGGUUUUAAGUUUAGGAAGUCAAUAUUCAUUGGGACGACGUGCUUGGACAGCACCCAGGUUAGGGAGUUCAUGGAACGUCAAGCUGCAAGUUACAAUGGUGAUACAUAUCACUUGAUCGUCAAGAACUGUAACCAUUUCUGCAAGGACAUAUGUUACAAAUUAACAGGGAAGAGAAUUCCAAAAUGGGUAAAUCGACUGGCAAAAUUGGGUUCGAUCUUCAAUUGUGUUUUACCCGAAGCCCUUAAAAUUAGUGCGGUGCAACACGACCACAAAGGCCAAGGAUAUGAUGAUAGUGAAAAGAGAAGGCUAAGAAGUACUUUCAGUUGUCUGUCGUCAAUUUCAAUGAGACAGAGGCAGUUGUCAACAUCUUCCUUGUUUCUACAGUCCCCAUUAAAAGGAUGCUUGCCAACUUGGGAAUUGAGAAGGUCGAUGAGUGGCUCGCUCAAGGUAAGGUAAGUUGAAAAAUGGCUUCAUAAAAUUUCGUUUUCUUGUGCUUAUGCAUGUUUUCAUGGUGAAGCUAUAUAUGCUUGGGUGAGUAGUUUGUGAAUCGUGACAUUUUCUUGACCUCUUGAUUUUUCCCUGUCAGUGUAACAAUGUGUUCGUCUUUUAAGGGAUCGGAUGUUGUAAAUCAACUUGUAUUGAAGGGACUUAAAGAAAGUAUCUCGAAUUUCAUGUUAA